Molecule: messenger RNA, 2698 nt
Organism: Pogona vitticeps (central bearded dragon)
Lineage: Eukaryota; Metazoa; Chordata; Lepidosauria; Squamata; Agamidae
Gene: PGAP2
Product: post-GPI attachment to proteins 2
Biological process (GO): GPI anchor biosynthetic process
Cellular component (GO): endoplasmic reticulum membrane; Golgi membrane
Source: RefSeq, a predicted model, not a curated record
CAAGCCGCGAACGGGGAUUGGCUGGAAAAGGGAGAGGGCCUCUUCAGGGCGGGGCGGCUCGAAAGCGAAGGUGGGAGGGGCCAGGAGCCACGCCCCUGGCCCGAAGUGGGAGGAAGCGACGGUCCUCAAGAUGGCGCCUGGUUCCCAUAGCAACCGCUGAAGGCCGAAGUGAGAAGGAAGUCACGGGUGAGGACACGGAGCGCCCGCGCGGCCCUCGCCGGGCGGGGAAAUCAAGGGCCUGCUUGGAGGAGAGAAUGCAGGCACUUCGUUCCUGUUCUCUUGGACGAGAUAGAGGACGGGUUCCUCUGGGAGCCUAUGCAGAAGAAGAGUUGUAGUGCACGUUUCCCCAGCGGGCUGAACAGCAUGUUCCAGCUGCCGCUUCCUUUGGACCGAGAUGGGACCCUCUUCCGGCUGCGCUUUACCACCCUGGCCGUUGGGACGGUGUGCUGCCCGCUCUUUGGCUUCCUCUUCUGUGUGAUCUGGUCUCUGCUCUUUCACUUCCAAGAAACCACAGCCACUCAUUGCGGCGUCCCCAACUAUCUGCCCUCCAUUAGUGCCGCGAUUGGCGGAGAAACACCUCAGCGCUAUGUCUGGCGUUUCUGCAUCGGGCUGCACUCGGGACCCCGGUUCCUGGUGGCUGUCGUCUACUGGAACUACUAUCGGGGCUGCCACAGCACGAACCCCAAGUACCCCUGCCUGUGCUCCAAGGCCUUGGUCCUCAACCUGCUGGAGAACGUUGCCCUGCUGCUGCUGACCUACGUCUCCUCCUCUGAGAACUACCUCAUCCACAAGAGCGCCUUCAUCCUCUUCAUCUUUUCGGCCCUCAGCCACAUGCUUCUGACCUGCACCCUGUGGCGGAUGACUAGGAAACAUACAGCAAGUCCUGAGGAGCGCAAGUCAUACAGCUGGAAGUGCCGGCUGUCCCUCUUCAACCUGAUCACCUUCUCAGUGGCUGUGGGCUUUUAUUUCCUCCACAACUGGUCCUGCGCGGCCGGAGUGUACACAGUCUUUGCCCUCCUGGAGUACUUGGUGGUCCUUUCCAACAUGGCCUUCCACAUGACAGCCUGGUGGGACUUCGGCAACAAGGAGCUGGUGGUCAGCUCCCAGCCGGAAGACAAGCGCUUCUAGUGGACGCCUCCCUGCCCAGGCCAGCCGGGCCCGCGGCGGGAUGUCCUCGGGCUUCCACAUGUCCCCAAAUGGUUCCGGACAGGAGCUGGCAAGAGGGCCAGAGAGAACUCGGCACCCUGGCCCUGGUCUGCUCGCUGUGGAUGUGGGUGCUAGCUGUGGUGGGCCCUGCCCCCCCCGGGCCAACCUUCCUCCAUUUUACCUUCUAAAAGAUGGAGUAGCCUCCCCAAGGAGGCCAUCAUGCUGCAGCCGCGUGGAAGGAUGGGAAGGGUGGCAACGACGAGGCAGGUGCCGGGUCCCUCUGCUGCUUGGCCCUUAGCUGGUUGGCGGAGCAGCUCCGACUCGUCCGGUCGUUGUCUCGGGCAGCGGCUGCUUUGCCUCCUCGGCCACGCCGGAUCCUCUUCUCCUGGAAUGGUUUCGUCUGCCCAAGAGACUGGCUCGGUCUCCGCCAGUUUCUUGCCAAGCCCGGCCACCGGGACACCUGAGGGGAAGGAGUUGCCGGAGGAAUUUAUGAGAACACCCCUUCUCACGGAUCUCCUCUGAAGAAGCCGCCUGCAGGAAAGGGGCCGGCUGUGGACGUUGAACUGCCGUCUGGCUGGCUGGACAGCCGCUCCAGCCCUUCCCCUCCGUUCGCCAUCAUGUGAAGUAUCAUUUUGAACCUUGGUGCCGAUGGGAGGACCUCUGGGGCCCUCCAGAAGCAGCCGCUCCUUAGGGCCCGUGUGGCAGCAGAGGGGGUGUGUGUGUGCCUGCCUGCCUGCCUGCCAUCGCCACUCCUUGUUUUGCAACAGUGAAAGAAAGUCUCAGCAAUCCUGGCUGCUGAUGGAAGGGUCACCUGAUGACAGGCCUCAGCUGAAGUGUUUGGUUCAUUGUGUGUGUGUGAGUGUGAGUGUGUGUGAGAGAGAGAGAGAGAGAGAGAGAGGGAAAGGCCCGUUGGGUGGAGCAGACUGGAGACCCGCCCUGUGAGUGUUCCCAGUGGCCCAGCUGGGCCUGGUUCCCACCCCACCCAUUAGUGUCUACUUGACGGUGGGCCUUCCUGUUUUCUACCCGGGCACCCUCUGCUCUUGUUGCCAAAGCCUGCUUGAAGAGGAGGAGGCUGCCUCUCCUCGCUCCCCAUAUAAGCUCUUUCUCAGAAGAAGGGAAGGAAAUGUCAGCAAGGAUCAGCUCUGGUCCUCGGAAGGAGGGGCUGUAGCAAGAGUCGGGAAGCAAGACUAAGGGUGAUGGGCAAGCGGCCCCCUGGGCCCCAGGGUCAGUGCCAAAGAAGGGGAGGGCAGACCAGGGCCUGUGGAAACAGGUGUGUGUGUGUGUGUGUGUGUGUGUGUGUGAGAGGACAGGACCAGGUGCUCAGGUUGCCCCCCCUGCCCCCCCCCACCUUGGCCAGCAAGCCCUUAAAAGGGACCUGGCUGCAGAUGUUGCUCUCCCUGGCAUGAAAACGCCUCCCCACUGUCCCCUUUGUGCCGGUAUGUGUUUGGUGUGCACGAGACUGUGUGCGGGAAAACUUUGUGCUGCCGGAUGUCUCUUUUAGUGGCUUCUGCCCCACCAGAAUAUAAAGCAAAAUAAAGUAUUUUAAGGCACG